CAAUUUUGAACAGAACUGUUUCAUACCAAACUUAAUUAAAUUAAUUCAGCAUUAAGACGUCUACGAGACUGAUUUGUGGAUGAACAAUAGAAGAACAAGCUAGUGUAGAUUAUGAGAAAUUUAAAGGCUUAGUGCUGUGGAUAGUAUAACGACUCGAAUAAUUCAAAUUAAGGCACACAGCCCUUAAAGUUUGAAGUUCUUUUGUCUCAUAUCUUCGUCCAAAAAAAAAAAACAUUUUUAACAAAUUUAAUCAAAUAAUGUGAGAAAGUGAUCAAUUGAGACUUGUAUUCUCGAGUAUCAAGUAGUGUAAUGUACGAUUAACGAGAAUUAUGUGCCAAUAAUUUGUCAUCUCUCCCUGAAUCGUGUGAAAUUUGCAAGACUGAGUCUGAGUCAUCAGAAGAGAAAGAGAACAAUUUACACCAACCUAUCUGUGCUAUUUGUUAGCAAAAUAUUCACAUACCAAAUUAACAUCUUUUUGCAAGUCGAUUUAAAGACAGUUAGAAGUAAGAGAAAACGGUACUCGACAAUGUCACGCAAUAAAAUUAUUUCGUCAACUCAAAACAGUAUUAAUCCAAUUGAAUCGCUUCUGAACAUAUUACCCUGUGAUAGACCAAUUAAAUCAAUUCAGUUAAUUGAAAAUGUAAACGAAUGUCCAUCAAACUACAUCCCCAUACACAAAACUCUCGAUCAAGAUUCAGAUGCUGAUUUGUUUAGAGAAAAUCUGCUGUUUGGAAAGAAGAAUACGAGAUAUUUGUGCAUUAGCAAGACUGAAGGAUUUGAAAAUUUUGUAGUUGAAAAGAUCAAAAUCAUCAACUCGAGCGAAAAUUUAGCAAAUGAGGGAUUCAUAUCAAUUAAAAAUACGACAGACACUAAUCAAAAAGCAUGGAGGAAGAAGCAACUUGUAUACAAGUUAGGAAAGACUGAUAAUGUUAACGAAUAUAUAACUGAUAUAGUUGUAUUGACGAAAUAUAAGAACCCCCCAGAAGGAUUUGUGUAUUUGGGGGAGCUGGAAAAAAUGCAUGUAUGCUUCAAACUCACUUCCGCUAAGAAAUCAGAAAUCAUUGACUUUACGCAACAAAUUGAGAAUCUCAGAAUUCAAUCAAAUUUAUAUCCAAACAUGACGAACAACGGCAACAAUAACAACACGGAACAUUACUAUGAAUCAUUAAAGUUAUCUUAUCAGCUACCAGCAUCACCUCCUAAUAGACCAACUCCAAUGAGAGCAGCACCUUUACCACCUACAUCGCCAUUAAAUAUAGACGUAUCGCAGCAUAAUGUAUCAGCAAGUAGCAACAGUAAUACUGGGACGUUAUCUCAUUAUCAUAAUGAUUUUAUUGGAAUUCCAUUUAUAUUAAAUUCGCGAUUAGCAAAAAUUGAUUGCUCAUUCGAACUGCCAAAAAGUGUUCCAAAAUCAUCAAGUUCCAUAGAAUAUGAUUUUAAUCUAGAACGCCAAAUUUUGUGUAGCACAAGAAAUGAGAAAAGAAAAUCUACAUCCACAAAUCCGUUCUUCUAAAUGACUUGCCAUCACUUGAUUCUGAAAUAAUUAAUUUUAAUUAAACCCGGAUUAUUUUUUUAAAUCCAACGACCGACAAUUUUUAAUCCUGAGAUUAGUUUUUUAAUCUUAAGAUCUAACUUGUGACUCCAAAC
Chironomus riparius is the source of this 1647-nucleotide messenger RNA. NCBI's taxonomy places the organism in Eukaryota, Metazoa, Arthropoda, Insecta, Diptera, Chironomidae. The record is from the annotation of a GenBank genome assembly.